Molecule: messenger RNA, 4941 nt
Organism: Vombatus ursinus (common wombat)
Lineage: Eukaryota; Metazoa; Chordata; Mammalia; Diprotodontia; Vombatidae
Gene: FANCD2
Product: FA complementation group D2
Exons: 44
Coding region: 87-4436 (1449 amino acids)
Biological process (GO): double-strand break repair involved in meiotic recombination; mitotic intra-S DNA damage checkpoint signaling; interstrand cross-link repair
Cellular component (GO): condensed chromosome; nucleus
Molecular function (GO): DNA polymerase binding
Source: RefSeq, a predicted model, not a curated record
GUGACGGCUUCGGGCGGGAAAGUCGAGCGGGGUGGAAUCCGGAGCCGGGCGGGAAGUGGUUUUGGCUAUAGGAGAUAUUGUCCACAAUGUUUGGGAAAAGAAGACUGUCAAGACCUGAAGACAGAAAGAGCCUGGCAGAAGAUUGCUCCACCAAGAAGAAUGAAGUGAAUAAAAAGCCAAGGAAAUCACUUGUUCAGGAUGAAGUAAUAGAGAAUGAUAGUGCUUUUGUAAAGCUUCUCAAAACAGCAGGAGUUACUCUUAAAACUGGGGAGAAGCAAAAUCAACUAGCUGUGGAUCAAGUAAUUUUCCAAAGAAAGCUCUCUCAAGCCUUGAGGAAACACCCUUCUUAUCCCAAAGCAGUGGAGGAAUUUAUUAGUGGCCUGGAGUCAUACAUAGAAGAUCGAGACUGUUUCAGGAACUGCCUUUUGUCUUGUGAACGACUACAAGAAGAGGAGACAAGCAUGGUCACUCCUUACUAUAAGAGCCUCAUUAAACUAUUGCUGGGGAUUGACAGUUUACAGCCUGCCAUUAUUAGAAUCUUAUUUGAAAAGUUGCCAGAGUUUCUUUAUGAGAGCGUUAAUAAUGAUGGACUCAACAUGCCUCGGCUUAUUAUCAAUCAAUUGAAAUGGCUUGACAGGAUUAUUGAUGGCAAGGACCUUACAACCAAGAUUAUGCAGCUGAUCAGUAUUGCACCUGUGACCCUGCAGCAUGACCUCAUAACCAGUUUGCCUGAGAUAAUUGGAGACUCUCAACAUGGCGAUGUGGCUGGAGAGCUGAGUGACCUUCUGACGAAGAAUACAACGCUGACGGUCCCGAUCCUGGAUGUGCUUUCUAGCCUCCGCCUUGAUCCAAAGCUUCUGUCUAAGGUGCGCCACUUAGUGAUGACUAAACUGUCAGCUGUGACACUGGACAAUUUACCUGUGAUAAUCAAGUUCAUUCUUCAUGCGGUCACAGUCACAGAUGCAUUAGAGGUGAUUUCUGAGCUUCGGAAAAAGUUGAAUCUAGAAUACUGUAUUUUGCCACCUCAGCUGCAAACUUCCCAAAGCAAGUUGAAAAAUAAAGGUCAUGUGAGUUCAGGAAAUUAUGAAAAGAGCAAUCAGGACUGUGUUUCUCUCCUCUUUGACGUGAUCAAGUCAGCUGUUCGAUAUGAGAAAGCCAUUUCAGAAGCAUGGAUUAAGGCAAUUGAAAACAUUGAUUCUGUGUCUGACUACAAGGUUCUUGACCUGCUGAUGCUUCUGAUCAUCUAUAGUGUAAACUCUCAGAGCAAGAAGUGCAUCGAGAAGGUGCUGAGAAACAAGGUCCAGUCGGGCUGCAUCCCUGAGCAGCUGCUUCAGAGCACGUUCUGCACGUACACAUCAGUUCUCAGAGAUGUCUUUCCAUCCAUUUUGUCACUGGCUCAGAGUUUGCUGCACUCCACAGACCAGAGUGUGAUCUCUUUUGGCAGCCUUCUUUACAAAUAUGCCUUUUUGUCAUUUGACACAUAUUAUCAACAGGAAGUAAUUGGGGCGUUAGUGACCCACGUCUGCAGCGGGAAUGACGCUGAAGUCGAUAUUGCUCUAGAGGUGCUCUCGGAGCUGGUGGUUCUCAAUCUGUCUGCCGUGAGACUGUAUGCCGUCUUUGUGAAGGGCAUUCUGGAUUAUCUAGAUAAUUUGACCCCUUCUCAAAUACGAAAACUGUUCUAUGUUCUUAGUACUCUAUCAUUUAGCAAGGGUCAUGAAGACAGCAGCCACAUUCAGGAUGAUAUGUACCUGGUGAUUCGAAAGCAGCUUUCCAGUACUGUAUUUAAAUACAAACUAAUUGGGAUUAUUGGUGCCAUCACCAUGGUGGGUAGUAUGACAGCAAACAGUCACGCUUCUGGCCCGACCCCAGAGGGAGCAGAACUGAGCAGUGAGCGCUGCAAACAGGUGACUUCUUUAUUACAACUGGUGCAUUCUUGCAGUGAACAGUCUCCUCAAGCCUCUGCACUGUAUUAUGAUGAAUUUGCCAACCUGAUUGCAAAAGGAAAAUUGGCUCCAAAAACCCUGGAGUGGAUUGAACAGACCAUAUGUAAUGAUUUCCAGGAUGCAUUUGUGGUGGACCUCUCUGCUCUUCCAAAGGUUAGUGAUUAUCCCUUCCCAGUGAAAGCCAUGUAUGGCCUGGAUGAAGAUGAGAGUCAGGAUGGAAUUGCUAUCAACUUUCUGCCGCUUCUCUUGCUUCAGGAUCUUGGGAGCGAUAUGGGUGUAAUGACUUCUCGAGAUCAAGACCAAAAGUUAGUGUCUCCAGUGUGUCUGUCCCCCUAUUUCCGGUUAUUGAGGCUUUGUGUGGAGAAACAACAUGGAGAUUUGGAGGAGAUUGAUGGUCUGUUAGAUUGCCCUUUAUACCUCCCUGACCUGGAUCUUGGAGAGAAGCUAGGAUCCUUCUCUAUGCAGGAGCGUUCCUUUAGAUGCUCACUCUUGUUCCUUGCUAUUAACUGGUUCCGGGAGGUUGUGAAUGCCUUCUGCCAACAAAAGUCAGCUGAGAUGAAGGGAAAAGUGCUGAUCCGCCUACGGCACAUCACAGAGUUACAGAUGCUACUAGAGAAGUAUUUGGCAGUUACUCCUGACUAUGUCCCUCUUCUUGCAAAUUUUGACUUGGAGACUUUAGAUGGAGGCCCUCACACCAGUGCUGCUGUUACAGUGAAAAACAAAAAGAAGGGAGAAAAGGCACAAGGAGGAAGAAAACGAAAAGCUGAUGGUGACAAGUCUUCCUCCCUGGAGAGACUUUCGAAGGAGGAUGGUUCAGAAUGUGAACAUUCACAGUCUGAUAAAAGCCAAUUAGAAAAGGAGUCCACAGAGAAGGAAGAGGAGAAGGCUUCUGUGUCACUCCAGAAUUAUACCACUUUCUUCAGAGAGUUGGACCUUGAGGUGUUCUCUAUUCUACAUUGUGGACUUUUGACCAAGUCUCUGUUAGACACUGAAAUGCACACGGAGGCCACUGAAGUUGUACAGUUAGGACCCCCCGAGUUACUCUUCCUACUGAAUGAUCUUUCCCAGAAACUGGAAAAUAUGCUUGUGCCCACUGCUACCAAGCGGAUCUCUUUCCUCAAGGGUAAAGGAAACCGGAACAUUGGAUUCUCCCAUCUGCAUCAGAGAUCAGCUCAGGAAGUAGCUCACUACCUAGUGCUCCUGCUGACCCCACUGUGUAACCACCUGGAGAACAUGCACAACUAUUUUCAGUGCUUGGCUACUGAAAACCAUGGUGUGAUAGAUGGACCUGGAGUAAAAGUACAGGAGCACCAGAUGAUGACAACUUGUUACCAGAGGCUGCUGCAGAUUUUUCUUGCCUUGUUUGCCUGGGGUGGCUUUUCUCAGGCUGAAAACCGGAACUUAAUGCUGGAGGCCCUGAAAGUCCUCACCAACAGACUGAAACAGGGAGACCAUGAAGCACCAUUAGGAGAGUUACUUAGCCAGAGUUUCCACUACUUACAGAAUUUCCAUCACAGUGUUCCCAGUUUCCAGUGUGCCAUUUAUCUUCUUCGGCUCCUUAUUGUCAUCUCAGAGAAAUCUACAGCCUCCCAGAACAAAGAAAAAUUAGCUUCCCUGGCCAGGCGGUUCCUCUGUCAAGCUUGGGUGCAGCCAAAUGGAGAGAGAGAGAGAGGCAGCAGCUUUAAUGACCAACUGAACACUUUGCUCUGCAUUUACCUGGAGCGAGCAGACCAUGUCCUCAAGUUUAUAGAGGAGAUUGCUGGUACUGGGGUCCCAGAGCUAAUCAAUUCUUCCAAAGAUGCUUCUUCUUCCUCUUUCCCUACACUGACCAGGCAGACAUUUGUGGUUUUCUUUCGAGUGAUGAUGGCUGAGCUGGAGAAAUCAGUGAGGAACCUUCAGGCUGGUACUGCUGCAGACUUGCCUAAGGUGCAUGAGGAAAAGCUUCUCCAUUGGAGCAUGGCUGUCCGAGACUUUAAUGUCCUUAUCAACCUGGUCAAGGUGUUUGAUAGCCGGCCAGUCCUAAAUGUUUGUCUGAAGUAUGGACGUCUCUUCGUGGAAACCUUUCUGAAGCAGUGCAUGCCCCUCCUGGACUUCAGUUUCAGAAAACAUCGGGAAGAUGUUUUGAGUUUACUGAAAACCUUCCAGUUGAGUACGAGACAACUUCAUCAUAUGUGUGGGCAUUCUAAGAUUCAUCAAGAUACCAGUCUCACCAAUCACGUGCCUUUGUUGAAGAAAACCCUGGAGCUGUUUGUGUAUAGGGUGAAAGCCAUGCUCAUCCUAAACAACUGCCAGGAGGCUUUCUGGCUGGGCAACCUCAAAAACAGGGACCUGCAGGGUGAAGAGAUCCUGUCACAGCAAUCCCAGGAAAGCUCAAUGGAUGAGAACCAGGAAGAGGUGCCCUCUCAACUCUCCAAGCAGGAAACAGAGGAGGGAAGUGGAGAUGAAGCAAGUGUUGGUGGACACGAAGAAGACGGUAACGAUAGUGAUGACUGAUUGGAAGGAAAAGAGGCUGCCCUCUCCUCCCAAGCGCCCUUCCCACCCCGCAUCUUCACUCAUGCUUCCUGGCCUCCUGCCAGCAUCCAGUCUCCUUAGAAGCAUCUUAUUCCAUAUGGGAAGAUGAGGAAUCUUUAUGGCAUCAUCCCAGCCAUGAUUUUUAGACUAUCUGCCAGCAUCAAGCCUGCUGUUAUGGGAAGUGACAUUCUUUAAUGACAUACGUGAUUCAUUUCCCUUUUGGCUUGUGAGAAGAUCGCUGCUGUGCACUCAGUGUGAAGACUGUCUAUAUUUAAUAUGAUUUCGGGUCUUAGAAGCUAGACUGGAAAGCAAGCACUUUAGUUGGUCCUGAGCAUUGAGCUUAUUCCGCCUAUCUUUUGGAUAAAUUCCUUUCCCCUACUUGGGCUUUUCACAAUACCUUAAUUAUUUGGGGUAGUAGAUGGAAUAUUGUGAUCUUUGCGGAGGAAUGCACAAGAUUGAUACUAAGAAAUAAAGUUGGGCGGCAGUG